Molecule: messenger RNA, 1050 nt
Organism: Baudoinia panamericana UAMH 10762
Lineage: Eukaryota; Fungi; Ascomycota; Dothideomycetes; Mycosphaerellales; Teratosphaeriaceae
Exons: 1
Coding region: 1-1050 (349 amino acids)
Source: RefSeq, a predicted model, not a curated record
AUGUCCGACAUUACCACACUCAGCGCACUCCCAGCCGGCACCCUUCUCGUUUCAUCAGCUUCCAUCGCCGGGGCUGUCAUCGCCGGGGCUGUCUACUCCGAAGAGUGGCUCUAUGCUGUCCCGUCCUCGCUUGGCAGUUCAGUCGUCACGGUAUCACAGCUUCUUUACGUGGAAGGGACCGCUGGGAGUGUAACGACAGUUUACCUGUACGAUGGUUGGGUGUACGGGUCGAGUGUUGUGACAACCACGACAACAGUGGCCGGCGUUGCGACAACGCGGACCAUCAGUGUGGGAUCUCAAGUACCCAGCAGUACAUUUGCCACCCUCACAAUCACAGUCGCAAGUGGUGGCGGCACCAAAAGCACCAGCUUAGGACUGGUGACGCUACCCGACAUCCAGACCGUGAGUACCGUCGCCACCUUGUCCAGCACCAGCAGUCGCAUGAAUCCGAGCACUGAGUUGAUUGUGGGCGGGGGCCCGCUUAGCAGUACAACUGGAUCGUCCGCCUCCCGGGCUACCACCACCAGCCUCACCACCACAUCCUCUUCAGCUGCGAACUCCGUCGUCACGGUCUAUAUAACACCCUCAUCCACCCCGGCCCCUUCCUCGUCCUCUCUUUCAGGCGGUGCGAUCGCCGGCGUCGUCAUAGGACCUGUAGCAGCUAUUGCCUUGGUCGGGGCGGGGAUAGCAUGGUUCUUGUUUGGCCGGAAACGGAGAACUGGGCCCAAAGCUCCUGCGGAAGAGGCAGGACCAGUGCAUGAGAAGGGUGACGGUCCGGUACACGAGCUUCAUGGCCGAUCUCGACCGCAUGAAGUUGGCGGGGCGCCGCUGCAUGAGUUACAGUCACAUCCUUCAGAGCUUGAGACGGACAGUUUCGGUGCUGCCGCCCGCUCGCCCGUGGAGAUGGGCUUGAAGUCGGCGCAUGGGUCGUUAAGCCAGCCGGCGGGUGGAGAUGAACUGGAUUUCUCGAGGCCGGAAACUCGUACUGAAGUGCCAACUAUGGCCCUAGCUUGGGAAACGGAGGAGCUACGAAACCGCCGAAGCGUUUGA